AAUUUGUACACUUAUAUUUCGGAAACUUUUCCAAUUGGAAUAACGUAAUAUUUGCAUAAUUUGCGAGAUGACGGCAAGCAACCCUAACCCGCACAAUGGACUACGGAGUACUAUAGUACAAAACUGGAGAGCAGGAGUAUAUGUAUAAGAAAUUAUGGUGACAAAGCUCUUACGGCGAGGCCAAGGCGGCGAAGGGAAUUCUGGCUCAAAGUCUUCAUCAGAAAAGUGGGUACAGUUUUUCAAGAUCAUUUCUCCUGCAGAAGACUCCACCCUGAGGAUUCCGGAAGAGUUUGUGAGAAAAUAUGGAAAGAAAAUGCCAAAGGUGGGAUCUUUUGAGGUUCCAACCGGGGAAGUUUGGGAUAUGGAGCUGGUUCAUUCCCAAGGUCAUGUUUGUCUAACCAAGGGAUGGAAAGAGUUCACUCAGAAAUUCUCAAUAAGAGAGGGCCACUUUCUGGUAUUCAAAUAUGAUGGAAAAUACCAUUUUCAUGUCAUCAUAUUUGACAGGAGUGCUACUGAAAUAGAAUACCCACAAUUCGAAUCUCAUGGUGGUGGUGAUGAAGAAAAUGCCAGAUACAAUGCCGCCUGCAAUUCCGAGUAUGAUGAUGAUGAUGAUGAUGAUGAUGAUGAGUUCUUCCAGGAAGAAAUGGAAACAGAAUGCGUCCAAAACAAGAGAAAGAGGAAAGAAGGGUUUGGAUCCAAAGUUGUUGACGUCAAAGGAUUGAAUUACAGAGUGAAGCUUGAAGAGUCACUCCACCAUGUUCAUGAGAGCUCACCUUAUCUGAAACCAAAAAACAAGAGUGUUAGAGCAUACCGGGAGCAAUCUAACACAGAUAAAUGGAGAUCGGAUAGGAAGGAAAGCAAUGCCAUUGAAAGAGCAAAGUCUUUCCGGUCAAAGAAUCCAUUUUACAUUUCUGUUAUGCACCGGUCUUAUGUUUCCUAUCCAUAUACAUUGAGCAUUCCCUUGUCAUUUGUUAAGGACCUCUUCACUUCAAGGUAUAAUGAUUUAUUGCUAAUUUCGAGUGGGAGAUCAUGGUCUGCCAAAUGCACCGUAGGUACAUCACCUAAUGUCAAGAUGAGUGGAUGGAAGGACUUCGUGUUAGACAACAAGCUGAAAAUGGGUGAUGUUUGCAUCCUAGAGGUUUUGAAAGGUGGAAGCCCAUUGAUCUUCAACGUCAUAAUAUUUCGGGCAGAUUGAUGAUGAUGCACAGUCUGCUAAUUUAGAAAAUAUUGGCGGACUGGAGUCACUGGACUCUUCAGCAAACCGGGCAUAUAACCUUCUGUUUUCUAGCUGCCGGCAGAAAAAAAAAUCAUACGUGAAGUACAUUUUUUGGUGUUUUAUUCCACUUUUUAGUCGUAGGAGCUUUAUGUCAAUUCCCAUUUAGUUCGCGUCUUUUACUUUGUCCACGUUUGAUAUUUGGCUAAUGUUUUUUGACAAUUUUAAUCAUUACGUUCGACACUUCUCCAGUGUCUUUAAUCAUCAGAAAUAUCAACGGAAGGAUCAUAUAUGAGGAAAAAACAAUAUUCAUGCAUCAUAA
Cuscuta epithymum is the source of this 1535-nucleotide messenger RNA. The record is from the annotation of a GenBank genome assembly. Lineage: Eukaryota; Viridiplantae; Streptophyta; Magnoliopsida; Solanales; Convolvulaceae.